UGAACAUCAGUUCAAGAAAACUCAUAGUUUCAGUUUCUGUUAUCACAUUAACUUUGAUUUAUAUUGUAAUUGUUGUUUUACUUUGUGUGUUACUUAAUUGUUUCAAUUAAUUGUGAUCAAUUAUCAUCAUCAUCAUCAUCAUGAACGGAACCAAUUACAAUCAAAAUGAAACUUUUCUCUUUACCUCUGAAUCUGUUGGUGAAGGUCAUCCAGAUAAGAUGUGUGACCAAAUCAGUGACGCAGUUCUGGAUGCUCAUAUAACCAUAGACCCUGAGGCUAAGGUCGCUUGCGAAACGAUAACCAAAACGGGAAUGGUCUUAUUGUUUGGCGAAAUCACAUCGAAAGCAUCAAUUGAUUAUCAAAAGGUCGUUAGAAAUGCAAUUAACAAAAUCGGCUACGAUCAUAGUGAUAAAGGAUUUGACUAUAAAACUUGUAACGUGCUGAUCGCCAUUGAGGAACAGGCACCAGAAAUAGCGAUGGGUGUUCAUGUUAAUCGUGACACCGAUGAAAUUGGUGCUGGUGAUCAAGGUUUAAUGUUCGGUUAUGCCACUGAUGAGACCGAAGAGUGUAUGCCCUUGACGGCGGUUCUAUCACAUAAAUUGAUGGAAAAAUAUUCUGAGCUUCGACAGAAUGGUUCACUUCCAUGGGCUCGACCUGACGCUAAAUCUCAAGUUACCUGUGAAUAUUAUCUUGACUCGGGGGCAGCGGUUCCAACAAGAGUGCACACCAUUGUGGUCUCCGUUCAACAUGCCAAAGAAGUGACCUUAGAACAGGUUAGAUCAGAGAUCAAGGAAAAGGUUAUCAAACAAGUUAUUCCAAGCAAAUAUAUGGACGAUAAAACUGUUAUCCAUGUAAAUCCAUGUGGUGCUUUUGUCAGCGGAGGUCCUUUGGCCGAUGCUGGACUAACUGGCCGUAAAAUUAUCGUCGACACUUAUGGUGGUUGGGGUGCCCAUGGUGGUGGUGCAUUUUCGGGCAAAGAUCCAACCAAAGUCGACCGAUCUGGAGCUUAUGCCGCUCGUUGGGUUGCCAAAUCCCUUGUUAAAGCGGGAAUCUGUAGACGUUGCAAUGUCCAGAUUUCUUAUGCUAUCGGAAUCGCUGAGCCAAUUUCAAUUUCCGUUUUCACUUAUGGAACCGCAAAUAAAACACCAACUGAAAUAUUGGAAAUUAUCAAGAAAAAUUUUGACCUUCGACCAGGACGAAUAAUCAAGGAAUUAUCAUUGAGGAAUCCACUCUAUCAAGAAACCAGCGUUUUCGGCCAUUUUGGAAGAGCUGAUUUCCCAUGGGAACUUCCUAAGAAAUUGGCCCUUUAAUUUACUCGCAAUUGUGGCAAAUAAUCACAAUCAAUUUACAAUCAAUCAAUCAAUCGAAAUCACAAUUAACCUUAACAAUUAAUCUUUUCUAAUCUAUCCAACAUUUGUAGCCUUUUAUUUUCUCAAUUGCAAUCAAUUUACUACUAAUUGUUGUAAGAUUUAUUUUGGAAUAGAAAAUUAAAAACUUGAUUAAUUGUCAA
Molecule: messenger RNA, 1510 nt
Organism: Panonychus citri (citrus red mite)
Lineage: Eukaryota; Metazoa; Arthropoda; Arachnida; Trombidiformes; Tetranychidae
Product: S-adenosylmethionine synthase-like
Exons: 5
Coding region: 141-1310 (389 amino acids)
Biological process (GO): S-adenosylmethionine biosynthetic process
Cellular component (GO): cytosol
Molecular function (GO): ATP binding; methionine adenosyltransferase activity
Source: RefSeq, a predicted model, not a curated record